This is a messenger RNA of Dalotia coriaria, 1734 nucleotides long. RefSeq lists its product as uncharacterized. The record is from RefSeq and is a predicted model, not a curated record. The transcript is spliced from 2 exons. Lineage: Eukaryota; Metazoa; Arthropoda; Insecta; Coleoptera; Staphylinidae. Bases 409 to 987 code for a protein of 192 amino acids.
CCCGGUAGCGUAUCAGUUCCUCGGCGUCGUUGUGAGCGUACACAUCGCUCUCAAUAUUUUUUUUAUACACAUUAAAAUAAAUAUUUUUAAUAAGUUUGUAAAAAAGUGUGAACAGUUAAAUAUAAAAUUGAUAUAAAUAAAGGACGCAUUUGGCACUUGAGGAUUUUAUGUUUUCAAUAUAUUUUGUGUGAACAACGACGCAUCGGUGGUUUUUCAACGGUCGUUCGUGUUCGGCCGGUGUCAGUCGCUUAGCAACCGUGCUAAGCACCGAAACAAACGCGCAGCCUUUCUUCAGUUCGCAACUCAUCGAUGCGCACAACGCAGUGCCCUCACGUCAGUUAAUCGUGCUUGAUAUUUCGGCAGUGACUUUUUAAUUUUAUUCAUAUUUUUGACAUUCUGAUUAUAAAAAUGUACGGAGUGUAUCGAAUCGCGGGUCUUAUCGCAGUGACGCCAUUGCUGUUAACAUUUGCAAUGGCGGCGACGACGGUGACACAUUUUGUUGAUAACGACGCUAAGGGGACUGCCACGACAAGUGGUAGUUAUCAUCAUGCGGUGUCACCAGCGACGACAGUUGCCCCUCUAUCGGCGAGGAGCGCUAAAGCGCUACAUGCGCCCAGUUCAAACAUGGCCACUUCGUCAAGGAUGUGGCAAAAUGGGGGUGAAUGGCGUAUGGUGCCCAGUCGGCUUUCUAGUUGGGAUGCUGAUAGUCGGAUACCAAUGAAUCAAGAAUCAGCAAACAGCAUAAGCCGUAUUGGUCGCGUAGACCUCGAAAAUGAAGUGGAAGAAGGCCGAGAAAAGAAUAAAUACUACAAAAAGUAUAAGAAAUACAUGCUGCCUCUGUUACUCGCCUACAAACUGAAGUUCUUCACGCUGGUACCAAUCCUAAUCGGCGGUUUGGUGUUACUAACAGGAGCGACAGGCUUGGCAGGCUUCUUCUUUGCGCUCUUCGCAGCUACCAUGGGUCUUAAGGGCGGCGGCGAACAUUAAAUCUACUCUCGAGACGAAGCGGCACGCAAAACUUUAUUUUCUUCUCAAAACAUAACCAAAACGAACAAAAAUAUUAAAAACAUAUAUAAUAGGCAACCAAAGUUACACUUUUAUAAUAAUUGCUUAGGAUUGGUAGUAGGUAUCUAGUUAUUGUAUCAAGUUGUGAGUUAUGUAAUGAAGAAAAUGUAAGUUUUGAACGCUGCUUUGAUGUUGAAAGAUGAAAAUAGUCACUAUGUCCAAAAAUAACGAAAAUAUUAUUGAUAAAAUACAAACGAACAAAAAUAACAAAAUGUAGAAACAAAAUGACAAAGAUUUAGUUACAAAAAAUGCUUAAACAAAACAUAUGAAGAAAGAUGGAACUUAACUAACGGUUAAAACUCUUGCCAUUGAUUAAGGAAAGGCGCACUCUAAAUGAACAUUUAGAUUUUAAGAUUAUUUAUUUAUUUUCUGCUGUAGCAAAUAAAAUUUUUAAAACUUGAACAAAAGAACGAAAUAAAAACGAACCAAACGCUCAAUUUUAUACGAUUUAUCAUGUUUUUGUAUAUUUUUGGAAUUUUUUAAUAAUGCUAUAAAUCAAAAACGCAAAAAAAUUAAAUUGUUAUAUGAAUACAAUUAAUUAAUAAUAAACUUGAAAAAUAAGCUAUUUACGCUAGUUAAGUAUUUAUUUUAUAUUUAUUUAUGUGCAAUUAGUAAUUUUAAUAAUGUAAUUUGUAAUAAUUAUUUAAUAAAUGACAUUAUUUAAAAAUA